ACCAAGACUAACGAUGGAUCUCUUUCAGUCGCAGCUGGCGAAGCUGCAGACACAUCUGUCCUGGGUGACGACAGAGCCCAUCGACUGGAAGUUCUACGUGCUUGCAUUCUCAUGGGCGACUUGUCUGUGGGAAUCAUACCUCUUGCUUCGUCAAUAUCCAUUAUACUCAAAAACCGAGCCCCCUGCACUUCUCGCUGAACAUUUCACACCUGAGGUCUUCAACAAAUCCCAAAAGUAUGGCAAGCACAAGGCCAAGUUCUCCCUCGUCUCUGGCCUCUACAGGCAGAUCCUUGACACCGUCCAGAUCCAGUCGGGACUCUUCUACCCUUGGGCUUGGAAGGCUGCUGGUCAGGUUAUUGGGUAUUUUAAUUACGGCCCAGAAUAUCAGAUCACUCAAUCACUGGUCUUUGUGAUCGUCCUCACUAUCAUCUCCACCGUCCCGACCCUCCCCUUGAACAUCUACCAAACCUUCGUUCUCGAAGAGCAGCAUGGCUUCAACAAAACCACCCCCUUGCUAUUCGUCACUGACAUGCUCAAAGGCUGGGCUGUCGGUUUCACCCUCGGACUUCCUCUGCUCGCUGCGUUCCUUUACGUUUUUGAGUGGGCAGGCGAUAGGUUUAUUCCAUGGCUCAUGGCACUUUUGUUGACGUUCCAGAUCACUAUGGUCUUGAUCUACCCGACGCUCAUCCAACCGCUCUUCAACAAGCUGUCACCGUUGUCUGAAGGCGACCUCCGCAAGCGUAUCGAGGCCUUGGCUGGCAAGCUCAACUUCCCAUUGAAGCACCUCUACGAGAUCGACGGCUCGAAACGCAGCUCGCACAGUAACGCCUACUUCUUCGGUCUCCCCUGGAGCAAACACAUCGUCAUCUUCGACACCCUAAUCAACCAAGCCGCCCCCUCCGAAGUCGAAGCCGUCCUAGCGCACGAACUCGGCCACUGGUACCACGCCCACCCCACCAAACUCCUCCUCAUCUCCCAAUUCCACCUCCUCUCCAUCCUCGUCCUCUUCCCCGCCUUCCAACACUCCUCCCCGCUCCUCCGCUCCUUCGGCUUCCCCCCCGAGGUAGCCUCCUCCCCCUUCAACGGCCGCAAACCGCCCAGCGUGCUCGCGUUCUUGUUGUUCCAGAUGGUGCUAUCGCCGAUGGAAUGCGUGGUCGGGAUGGGGAUGAACGCGGUUAGUAGGAUGUUUGAGUAUGAGGCGGAUGUGUUCGCUUGGGGUAUUGGGGACUUGCUCGCUUCGAAAGGGGUGAUCAGCGAGGAAGAAGCCCACGCUCCGUCGACUAUCAAGGCCGUCCCUGAGCCUUCCAUGGACGCUGUGCCGGUGGAGACGGACAAGGACGCGAAUGGUAAGGCGGAAGGAGGCGAAGGGAUGGGUAUGGGCGAUAUGGGGAAGAGGUUGGGGAGGGCGCUGGUGAAGCUGCAUGUGGAGAAUCUGUCGACGGUUUGGGUGGAUUGGUUGUAUUCGGCUUAUCACCAUUCGCAUCCGACGUUGACGGAGAGGUUGAGGGCGCUGGAGAAGAUGGAUGAAACGAGGGAGAAGGAGCGGAGGGGCAGGGAGAGGAAGGAGUUGUGAGCGUGCGAAGAGGUUUGGUUGGUCGAUUCUCGUGUCAGAGGACUGAUCAGAGUGGGUGGAGGGACGGACCAAAGGACGAUGCCGCCUGGCUCAUUGGCUUAGCUUAGUGAACAUUCUCGGUGCGACGCUGUGUAGUCGGUCGAAAAUUGCGUGCAGUUAUUUAUUCCAAAUAUUCUCGUUUCGAC
Molecule: messenger RNA, 1758 nt
Organism: Stereum hirsutum FP-91666 SS1
Lineage: Eukaryota; Fungi; Basidiomycota; Agaricomycetes; Russulales; Stereaceae
Exons: 5
Coding region: 14-1573 (519 amino acids)
Biological process (GO): CAAX-box protein processing
Cellular component (GO): endoplasmic reticulum membrane
Molecular function (GO): metalloendopeptidase activity
Source: RefSeq, a predicted model, not a curated record